CGAAAGCGAAAGCGCUUCACUUUCUCCUGCUCCAGCCUCCAGCCCUGGGAGUCACAAGACGCGGAGCCAAAGGGGCGUCGUCGUCGGCGCUUCCUUGAAAGUCAGCUGGGAAGAAAAAAAGGGGCCGAGGUUCCACGGAGCGAAGAUGCGACCCACGCGGGGUUUGGGGGGACGGGAGGGACUCGCGGGGGGCCUGUUGUUGCUGCUGCUGCUGCUGGUGCUCCUGAAUGCGGGGCGCGGAGAAGUCGGCGGGCCCCAGAGAGCCAACAUCGUUCUCAUCCUCGCCGACGACCAGGAUCUGGUCCUGGGGGGAAUGGGCCCGAUGAAGAAGACCCAAGUUCUGAUGGGUCAAUUUGGGGCUACCUUUGCUAAUGCAUUUGCAGUGACUCCCCUCUGUUGUCCCAGCCGCAGCAGCAUCCUGACAGGCUUGUAUCCCCACAACCACUUGGUGCGGAACAACACCUUGGAAGGGAAUUGCAGCAACGCCGCCUGGCAGAAGUUCCAGGAGCCCUUAAGCUUCCCGGUUUACCUGCAGAAGCAAGGUUACCAAACUUUCUACGCUGGCAAAUACCUCAACCAGUACGGGCACCCGCAAGCGGGCGGCGUUCAGCACGUUCCUAUGGGAUGGACGCAUUGGCUAGGUCUGGUGGGCAAUUCUAAGUACUACAAUUACACCCUUUCGUUGAACGGGCAUGAGGAGAAACACGGAGACCACUACGAAGAGGACUACCUCACGGACCUGCUGACCAACCGGAGCCUGGAGUUCCUACGGAAGCUUUCGCGCCCUCCCUUCCUCAUGGUGUUAGCCCCGCCUGCUGCACACUCGCCCUGGACGGCGGCUCCUCACUACAAGUCCACCUACGGUAGCCUCAAGGCCCCUCGCAAUGGCAGUUUCAAUGUGCACGGGAAGGACAAGCACUGGCUGAUAAAACAAGCGAAGACGCCGAUGUCCAACAGCUCUAUUCAGUUCUUAGACCGUGUUUAUAGAGCCCGGUGGCAAACUUUGUUGUCAGUAGACGAUAUGGUACAGAAAGUGUUGGAUCAGUUGAAGUCCCUUAAAUUGCUGGACAGCACAUAUGUGUUCUACACCUCAGAUCAUGGUUACCACACAGGGCAAUUCUCGUUGCCCAUCGACAAACGGCAACUUUACGAGUUUGAUAUCCGGGUGCCGUUGCUGGUCCGAGGCCCAGGUGUUAAAGGAAAUAAAACAUACCUGGAACCCAUUCUGAAUAUCGACUUGGCGCCCACCUUCUUGGACAUUGCAGGAGUCAAUGCUUCUCAGACCAACAUGGACGGGGUCUCUUUCUUGCCCCUCUUGGUGAACAAGGUACAGAAAUCUGCAUGGCGGUCAGAUUUCCUGGUGCAAUAUACCGGAGAAGGCUACACAACCAGGGACCCCGAGUGUCCGUCCUUGGGACCAGGAGUGUCAGUAAGUGUCCCAACAGGCUUCAUUGUCACGCGCGACACCGUAUUUCGUUACAAAAUCUGUCUCCUGACCAUCACCGCAUGGUCUACUUUUUUCUUGCAGAAUUUUGUGGAAGUGUACAACCUGACUGCAGAUCCCCACCAGCUGUCUAACAUCGCCAAGAGUGUCGACCCUUCGCUGCUCGUGCAGAUGAACCAGAAGCUGAUAAAAUUGCAAGCUUGUUCCGGCGUUGGCUGCCGUACCUGAGGGUUGGAACGCUUUGGCUAGGACCAAGAACCCAAGAAUCCCUUCCCUCGUGAUUUCCUGGCCUGGCGCUCCUCCCGUCUCCAAACGGAAGCGAACGUGGUGCUGCCUAUUAAUUUAGGAUGGCUCGAUCUUUUAAUCCCAAGUUUGCUGGAGUUUGCUGUGCUGGAAUAGGGUUUGGGGUAGAGCAGAAGGGAAAAUGUGGGUGAGGAAUGAAGGCUCUCACCCACUCCAAGGGCACCCAACCUUAGCGACUUUGAGACUUGUGGACUUCAACUCCCAGAAUUCUGGGGGAUUCUGGGAGUUGAGGUCCACAAGUCCAAAAGGUUGCCCACCCCUGCAGACACCCAAUGAAAUUCUAGUGUCUACCUCCCUUCGUUGCUCAUCUUGUCUCCUUUUGGCCAGGCAGUGGGCAAUGAGGUCUCACUUCAGAGUGAAGAAUGUGUCUCAGUCUGGAACUUUCCAAACGUUCUUGGACUACAGCAUCCUACAGCAACUGUCAUCCUUGGGACUACACAUCCCACCUUGCAC
Molecule: messenger RNA, 2200 nt
Organism: Notechis scutatus (mainland tiger snake)
Lineage: Eukaryota; Metazoa; Chordata; Lepidosauria; Squamata; Elapidae
Source: RefSeq, a predicted model, not a curated record